AGUCAAUUACUCUUUGUUUCCACUUUCAUCCAACACAUCUCAAAUUCUCAGCUAAUUUAUUACACUUCUCUUUAAAUCACAAUUGUACGAUCUUACACACUACCAAGUCAAACCUUACAAGUCGGUCAACAUCUCCUCCCAUAAAACCACCCAACUCGCCGGAAAAUCGCCGGAUUCAACUCACCAUGACCCGAUUCGCCGCCAUAAACACCACCUUUAUCCACCUCUUCUUCCUCUUCACAUCCACAUUUUCCGGCGUAAAUCCAACUUCCGUACUCCCUAACAACCGCCGUACACCUCUAGUAUUUCCUCUCACUCUCUCUCCUCAAAUUCCCGACGCUAAAUUCCGUCGAAAUCUUCAAUCUAAACGUGUUCCUCCUAAUGCUCAUAUGAAUCUCUUCGAUGAUCUUCUCUCUAAUGGGUAUUAUACGACGAGGCUUUACAUCGGAACUCCGCCGCAGGAGUUUGCGUUGAUUGUUGAUACAGGGAGUACUGUUACGUAUGUGCCGUGUUCAAAUUGCGAUCAUUGUGGUCAUCAUCAGGAUCCAAAGUUCCAACCAGAUCAUUCAAACACCUAUCAUCCUUUAAAAUGUAAUCCUGAUUGUACAUGUGAUGCUGAGAAUGUUCUGUGUGCUUAUGAGAGACGGUAUGCUGAAAUGAGUUCCAGCAGUGGCGUCCUUGGUGAAGAUAUUGUAUCAUUUGGCAAUCAAAGCGAGCUUAAACCCCAGCGUGCUGUUUUUGGCUGUGAAACUUCAGAAACUGGUGACCUUUAUAGUCAGCAUGCUGAUGGUAUAAUGGGUCUAGGUCGAGGUGAACUAAGCAUUGUUGAUCAACUUGUUGAUAAAGGUGUAAUCAGCGAUUCCUUUUCACUUUGUUAUGGCGGAAUGGGUAUAGGUGGUGGUGCUAUGAUCCUUGGUUCUAUAUCACCCCCCUCUGACAUGGUCUUCAGCCAUUCUGAUCCCGACCGCAGUCCUUAUUACAAUAUUGAGCUGAAGGAAUUACAUGUUGCGGGGAAGAAGCUGCCUAUUGAUCCAAAGGUUUUUGAUGGAAAACAUGGAACCGUUCUGGAUAGUGGUACAACAUAUGCCUAUUUACCAGAAAAAGCUUUCUUGGCUUUUAUUCAUGCUUUAACCAAUGAGCUCCAUGGACUUAAGCAAAUCCGUGGUCCUGACCCCAAUUAUAAUGAUGUCUGUUUUUCUGGUGCUGGAAGCGAGUCUUCAGAACUUUCAAAGGUGUUCCCUACAGUUGAUAUGGUCUUUGAAAAUGGUCAAAAGUAUUCAAUGUCACCAGAAAACUAUUUAUUUAAGCAUUCAAAGGUGCGUGGUGCAUAUUGUCUUGGAGUUUUUCAGAAUGGAAAAGAUCCCACUACACUUUUAGGAGGAAUCAUUGUCCGUAAUACUCUUGUAACGUAUGAUCGCAAUAGCUUGAAAGUUGGAUUUUGGAAAACGAACUGUUCUGAAUUAUGGGAAAAUCUCCGUGUAAAUGACACUUUACUAACCCCUGCACCCACACCUUCAAGUGGAGAGGUUUCAGCUCCAGGAAGAUCUCCAGCAUCAGCACCUGAUGGAGUACCUAGCUAUGUUAUUCCAGAAAUUAUAAAAGUGGGAUUCAUAACAUUUGCUAUGUCUUUGAGCAUCAAAGAGUCGGACUUGAAGCCUCAUGUAUCAGAGCUGUUUGGUUUCAUCGCUCGAGAUUUGGAAGUCAAUAUAUCACAGGUUCAUUUACAAAAUUUGGCUUCAUCCACUAAUGGUUCCCUGAUAAAAUGGGCCAUCUAUCCUGAAGGAUCUUCCAAGUAUAUCUCAAACACAACUGCAAUGCAUAUAAUUGCUCAUUUAGCGAAAAAUGAUGUCCAACUUCCAGAAACCUUUGGCAGUUAUAACUUGGUUGAUUGGAAGGUUGAGCCACCUAUGAAACGGAAUUGGUGGCAACAACAUUACUUAAUAAUGGUUAUGGCAGUUAUUCUUACAUUAAUGUCGGGCUUAUUUGUUUAUGGGAUUUGGUUCAUUUGGAAAUGGAGGCAGCAAACAAUUGCACAAUAUAAGUCUGUUGACAGUGAUGCUACAAUUCCCGAGCAAGAACUCCAGCCAUUGAGAUUGUGAUCAACUAAUGAGUUAUUCUCUCAUUUUUAUACUUCCAAGAUUUUGUUUGUAUCAUUUUUGUUAUUUAGGAACAAGCUAAAAGAACUACACGAAGUACAAGUCUUCUUUUGAGCCAAAUUUUCGAAAGAAAUUUCCUUGAUAAAGAAGUAUAGCCUAUAGAAGUAUAGACUAUGCCAAUCUUAAUUUUGUAGAUAAAAUUCUUAAUUUCCGAUGAAAUGUUUAAUUCUAUAGAUUGCAGAAUUACUUUUCUGCCUCUUUUUGAAAUUUUUUUACUGUAAUUUUUUUGUCCUCCAUGUAUGGUGAGCUGCUUUUGGUCAGCUAAUUAAUUUUAUGUUGAACUGCAUUUGGAUUUUGAAA
Messenger RNA from Chenopodium quinoa (quinoa), 2456 nucleotides. RefSeq names its product aspartic proteinase nepenthesin-1-like. The record is from RefSeq and is a predicted model, not a curated record. Bases 186 to 2099 code for a protein of 637 amino acids. Gene Ontology annotation, biological process: proteolysis. NCBI's taxonomy places the organism in Eukaryota, Viridiplantae, Streptophyta, Magnoliopsida, Caryophyllales, Amaranthaceae. The transcript is spliced from 12 exons. Gene Ontology annotation, molecular function: aspartic-type endopeptidase activity.